Molecule: messenger RNA, 1878 nt
Organism: Lathyrus sativus (Indian pea)
Lineage: Eukaryota; Viridiplantae; Streptophyta; Magnoliopsida; Fabales; Fabaceae
Source: the annotation of a GenBank genome assembly
AUGGAACCAACCAAUGAAAAUACUCAAGAACAAGAACAACCUUCUUCUUCUUCUCUUCGCAAGAGAUUACUUGAACAGGAAGAUGAUACAGAAGCUUAUCGUACUUCUAAAUGCAUCAAAACGUACGAUUACUUAGCCACUUUCGACGAACCAAAACGCGAAGUCAUGGUUCUCUCUGACAGUGAUGAUGAAGAAGUUCAAGAUGACAAUGAAAAUGAAAGGGAAAGUGAUGAUAGAAGCAAUGCCGCGCGGACUCUCAUAUUAUUUCCUACAAAACAGCAAGAGGAGCAUCACAAGAAUAUCGAUGAUGAUAGAAGCAAUGCCGCGCAGACUCUCACAUCAUCUCCUAGAAACCAGCAAGAGGAGCAUCACAAGUAUAUCGAUGAUGAUAGAAGCAAUGCCGCGCAGACUCUCACAUCAUCUCCUAGAAACGAGCAAGAGGAGCAUCACAGGUAUAUCGCAAGGAGAUAUGCAGCACGCAUUCACAAUGCUUUGGAGGAUAAAAACAACCAUGUUGUGAGGGAUGCGGCUGAUAAAAUGGAUGACGAUGAUGAUUCUCCAACUCCAUUCUCCGAAGCAAUCAAAGCUAUUCAAGAACGCUCCGAGAGAAACCAGAAAAGAGGGAUUGUUGAAGAACCUCCUGUAUGGAUUCCAAAAAGAAAUGAAAAAGAUUCGGUUAGAAGAAGGUUGUGUGUUCCGUCAUUGCAAGAACUGUCACUUAACAAUCUUGCUCAGCAUUCUGAUGCAAUUUCUUCGCUCGACUGUGUCAACGACGAGUUCAGACAAAGGCUAAGUAAUCUGCUGUGUGAUUCAAGAAAAAUGAACUGUCACUUUCUUGAACUACUUCUUAAGGGCGUUCCCACUCAAAUUCGGCUUACAGACUGUUCCUGGUUGACAGAAGAACAAUUUACUAAUUAUUUUCAAACACACGUCACUUCUGAAUUAGAGGUGCUGCAACUUGACAAGUGUGGAAGAAUUCUGACUGAAUAUACAUUACCUGCUAUAUUGGCAAACUCACCAAACUCCUUGUCUAAAUUAACCAUUCUAUCGCUCACUGGUGCAUGUCGUCUUACGGAUGAAGGAUUUCGGUUACUAGUUUCGUCUGCAACAGAACUUAGAUCCAUAAACCUAAGCCAAUGUUCCCUUCUCACCUUUGCUAGUCUUGAAAUUUUGGCUGCUUCAUUAGGAUCAAUUUUGAAAGAGUUGCAUAUUGAUGAUUGCAUACUCAUUGAUGUUGCGCAAAUUUUACCUGCCUUGAAGCAAUUCACUCAAUUAAAAGUGCUGUCACUAGCUGGUGUUCCAACUGUUUCUGAUAAAUUUAUCAUGAGUUAUUUCGCCGCGUGCAGUCAUGACAUUAAGGAUCUUGUUUUAAAGGACUGCGCAAAUUUGACGGAUGCGUCAAUUAGAGUCAUUGCUAAACAUUGUCCUGGUUUGCGCGUGCUUGAUAUUAUGAACUUGGGAAAAUUGACAGACUUAUCUAUUGGUUAUCUUGCGAAUAGUUGUUGCAGAUUGCGUACAUUGAAACUCUGUCGCAAUCCAUUCAGCGACGAAGCAAUUUCUGUAUUUUUGGAGUUAGCUGGCAAAUCCUUGGAAGAACUUUCACUUAAUAGCAUUAAAAAGGUUGGCCUAUUGACAGCCAUAUCACUUGCAAAGAAUGGCCAAAAUUUGCAUACCUUGGAUCUAUCAUGGUGUCGAAAUCUGUCUGACAAUGAGCUCGGUUUAAUUGUCGAUAGCUGCUUGUCACUGAGAUCACUUAAGCUUUUCGGAUGCUCGCAGUUAACAGAUAUGUUUUUCAAAGGACACUCAAACUCAGGGACUCGGAUCAUUGGGUUGAAGUUGAGUCCUUUAUUUCAGCAAUUCGAAUCGGUCUCGCUGUAA